This is a messenger RNA of Ylistrum balloti, 591 nucleotides long. RefSeq lists its product as uncharacterized. The transcript has 2 exons. The coding region runs from base 1 to 591 and encodes 196 amino acids. The record is from RefSeq and is a predicted model, not a curated record. Lineage: Eukaryota; Metazoa; Mollusca; Bivalvia; Pectinida; Pectinidae.
AUGUCUGUCAGUGGUCCCAUCCCUUUAGUGAAACCAUCUUCCUUGAUCUUGGCCAUUGCAAGGAAGCAGGCCAAGAAACCAGAGCAAACAAUUCCCAUAGGCCUAACAAAUAAACCAUAUAACCUCAAACCAAAAUCACUACACCUCAAACCAAUACCAGAAAACCUCAAACCAAAACUACAUAACCUAAAACCAAAACCACAAAUCCUCAAACCAAAACCACAACUCCUCAAACCAAAACCACAUAACCUAAAACCAAAACCACAAUUCCUCAAACCAAAACCACAAAUCCUUAAACCAAAACCACAUAACCUUCAACUAAAACCACAUAACCUUCAACUAAAACCACAUAACCUAAAACCAAAACCACAAAUCCUCAAACCAAAACCACAAAUCCUCAAACCAAAAUCACAAAUCCUCAAACCAAAACCACAAAUCCUAAAACCAAAACCACAUAACCUUCAACUAAAACCACAUAACCUUCAACUAAAACCACAUAACCUUCAACUAAAACCACAUAACCUAAAACCAAAACCACAAAUCCUCAAACCAAAACCACAAAAACCUCAAUCUUAUACCACAAAUCCUUAA